GUCCCUUGGCCGCAGUGGUCACGUGACGUGGCGCGGGAGCGGCGCGCGGUGCGUCAGGGCCGCUGUGUGCGCCGGGGCCCAGCCGGCCGCUCCCGUGGAGGCCGCGAGCAGGCUCCGAGCUGCCUGGGCCCGGCCCUCUGCGGGGCUGAGGCGCACGGGAUGAGCGGGGCCGGUUCGGUGCCCGCACGGCGCGCGGUGCGGUUGCUCUGGGACAGCUUUUACCGUGAUCUGGUAGCGUGCCUUGUUGUAUGCACAAGAUGUCUUCAAGCGGCUGACAACUGCAAUCCAAGAUGAGAACUUACAAGGUGUACAAGCUCGUCAUACAUAAGAAGGGCUUUGGAGGCAGUGAUGAUGAGCUGGUGGUGAAUCCUAAAGUAUUUCUUCAAAUCAAGCUGGGAGAUGUUGUAGAAAUCGCCCAUCCCAAUGAUGAGUACAGUCCCCUGCUUCUGCAAGUGAAGUCACUCAAGGAGGAUUUGCAGAAAGAAACGAUAAGUGUGGAUCAGACAGUGGCACAAGUGUUCCGACUGCGGCCGUACCAGGAUGUCCAUGUCAAUGUUGUUGACCCAAAGGAGGUGACACUGGACUUGGUGGAGCUGACCUUUAAGGACCAGUAUAUUGGCCGUGGGGAUAUGUGGCGGCUGAAGAAGAGUUUGGUCAGCACAUGUGCGUAUGUCACCCAAAAAGUUGAAUUUGCGGGUAUCAGGGCCCAGGCAGGUGAACUGUGGGUUAAGAGUGAGAAAGUCACUUGUGGAUACAUCAGUGAGGACACCCGGGUGGUCUUCCGCUCCACUUCUGCUAUGGUUUAUAUUUUUAUCCAGAUGAGCUGUGAAAUGUGGGAUUUCGAUAUUUAUGGGGACCUGUACUUCGAGAAAGCUGUGAACGGUUUCCUUGCUGACCUCUUCACGAAAUGGAAGGAGAAGAACUGCAGCCAUGAAGUGACAGUGGUUCUGUUUUCUAGAACAUUUUAUGAAGCAAAAUCUAUAGAUGAGUUUCCCGAAAUGCAUCGUGCGUCAAUUCGGCAGGAUCACGAGGGAAGAUUUUAUGAAGAUUUUUACAAAGUUGUGGUUCAAAAUGAGAGGCGAGAAGAGUGGACUUCAUUGCUUGUGACCAUUAAAAAGCUCUUCAUCCAGUAUCCUGUUUUGGUGCGACUCGAGCAAGCAGAGGGCUUUCCUCCCGGCUACAAUUCCACUUCGGCACAAGGGAACUACCUGGAGGCCAUAAAUCUUUCAUUCAAUGUGUUUGACAAGCAUUACAUAAACCGCAACUUCGAUCGGACUGGCCAGAUGUCGGUGGUUAUCACGCCUGGUGUGGGUGUCUUUGAAGUUGAUAGACUCCUUAUGAUUCUGACCAAACAGCGGAUGAUAGACAAUGGAAUAGGUGUGGACUUGGUAUGCAUGGGAGAACAGCCGUUGCAUGCAGUACCGCUCUUUAAGCUUCAUAAUCGCUGUGGACCUGGUGACUCCAGAUUGGGUGAUGACUACAAUAUUCCACACUGGAUAAACCAUAGUUUCUACACAUCCAAAAGCCAGCUCCUGUGUAACAGCUUUACUCCACGGAUCAAGCUGGCAGGAAGGAAACCUCUGACCGAGAAAGCAAAAAGUAACCGAGAUGCCUCAUUAGGGGCUCCAAAAGAUUCUGAGAAUGCCCUGCCUAUCCAGGUUGAUUAUGAUGGCUAUGAUGCCCAGGUGUUCAGGCUGCCAGGCCCAUCCAGAGCCCAGCGCUGUACCACUUUCAGCAGAUCUGUGAGGGAGCGGGAAAGUCGUACCAGGAAGAGCUCCAGUUCCUGUGAUGUUUCGUGCAGCCCUUCUCUGCAGAGCCGCACACUGCCCCCCGAGGAGGUGAGGAGCCAGGCUUCCGACGACAGCUCCCUGGGCAAGAUCUCCAACAUCCUGAUGAUCCCACGGCCUCAUCUGCAUCAGUAUGAAGUCAGCAGCUCUUUGGGCUAUACCAGCACCAGAGAUGUCCUUGAGAACAUGCUGGAGUCUCAGCAACGCGACUCCAGUGCCCCUGGGAGGUUCCAUGUGGGCAGUGCAGAAUCCAUGCUGCACAUCCGGCCAGGGGGAUACGCCCCGCAGCGAGCACUCAUCAACCCCUUUGCCCCAUCCCGCAUGCCCAUGAAGCUCACGUCUAACAGGAGACGCUGGAUGCACACUUUUCCUGUGGGUCCAUCAGGAGAAGCUAUCCAGAUCCAUCACCAAACCCGUCAGAAUAUGGCAGAAAUGCAGGGCAAUGGGCAGCAGGACUUGACGCAUUCCUCUGCGGAGCUGCUGGAGCUGGCUUACCACGAGGCCACUGGCAGGCACAUCACCUCUCGGCAUCCAGGAGACAGUGCCUCUUUCCUGAGCUUCAGCGGGGCGGAGGAGUACUCCAGUGGUCUGUCUGGCAGCAGCAAUGCAGGGAUAAAUCUCAAAACUCAGAACAAGGAUUCCUUGGAAGAUGCAGUCUCCAACUCUUUGGAUCCAAUUCUGACACUGUCUGCUCCCCCCGUAGUGCCAGGCUUCUGUUGUACAGUUGGAGUGGACUGGAAAUCCCUCACUACUCCGGCAUGUCUCCCGCUUACCACGGACUACUUCCCUGACCGCCAGAGCCUGCAGAACGAUUACACGGAGGGUUGCUAUGAUCUCCUCCCAGAAGCUGACAUGGACAGGAGAGAUGAGGAAGGAGUGCAGAUGACAGCCCAGCAGGUGUUUGAGGAGUUCAUUUGUCAGCGGCUCAUGCAAGGCUAUCAAAUUAUUGUGCAACCCAAGCCACAGAAACCUGCCACUGCCGUGCCACCCCCGCUCAGCAGCAGCCCCCUGUACAGUCGAGGUCUGGUAUCCAGAAAUCGGCCUGAGGAAGAAGAUCAGUACUGGCUGAGUAUGGGCCGUACUUUCCACAAAGUAACAUUAAAAGACAAAAUAAUUACCGUGACUCGAUACCUGCCAAAAUACCCAUACGAGUCUGCUCAGAUAAACUACACUUACAGCUUGUGCCCCUCACACUCGGACUCUGAAUUUGUCUCUUGCUGGGUAGAAUUUUCCCACGAGAGACUGGAAGAGUAUAAGUGGAAUUACUUGGAUCAGUAUAUCUGCUCUGCUGGCUCGGAGGAUUUUAGCCUCAUCGAGUCACUGAAAUUUUGGAGGACCCGCUUUCUGCUUCUGCCUGCCUGCAUCAGCGCCACGAAGCGCAUCAUGGAAGGAGAAGUGCACUGUGAUGUGUAUGGUGACAAGCCCCGCUCUGAUGAGGAGGAGUGGCAGCUCCUAGAUGGAUUCAUUCGCUUUGUGGAGGGUUUGAACCGCAUUCGUCGACGCCAUCGAUCUGAUCGAAUGAUUCGAAAAGGAUCUGCCAUGAAAGGCUUGCAGAUUGCUGGUCCCAUUCCCACCCACUCUCUGGAGCAGUCUGGGCCUCCUAUUGGGAAGAAAGGAACCUCGGCACUCUCGGCUCUACUGGAGAUGGAGGCCAGUCAGAAGACGCUGGGGGAGCAGCAAGCAGCAGUGCUUUCUGGGAAGAGCUCUGGGCAGCCUUCAGAGAGCGGGAGCAUUGCUAUCACACCCAGCUAUAUGGACAGCCCUCGCAAGGAUGGGGCCUUCUUUAUGGAUUUUGUUCGCAGUCCACGUACAGCUUCAGCCUUCUACUCACAGGUCUCUAUAGAUCAGUCAGUCCCUGCAGCCUCAGACGGCAGCACAUCAAUGAACACGGGGCAGUUACCUGAUCGGGGCAACACUCCAGCCCCGGGAAGUUCCCAGAGUGUUGGAGAGCAAGGAUGUGCCACAGCCAAUGCUGCAGAGGGCAGCUCACAGCAGUGUUCAGCAAGCUCUCUGACUUCCUCCUCCACCCUGAUAGAGAUUCUUGAAGCCAUGAAACACCCCACCACAGGGAUCCAGCUGCUCUCUGAACAGAAGGGGCUCUCCCCGUGCUGUUUCAUCAGCGCGGAAGUGGUGCACUGGCUGGUGAACAAUGUGGAAGGGGUGCAGACCCAGGCCAUGGCCAUUGACAUCAUGCAGAAAAUGCUAGAAGAGCAGCUUAUUGUCCAUGCCUCUGGAGAAGCUUUACGAACCUUUAUUUAUGGUUUUUAUUUUUACAAGAUUGUUGUGGACAAAGAACCAGACCGAGUGGGCAUGCAGCAGCCUGCCAUGUGGCACACGGCUGCCAUGGAUGACUUCUCCGCCUUCCAGAGGAAAUGGUUUGAGGUGGCGUUUGUGGCAGAGGAGCUCCUGCACUCAGACAUCCCUGCGUUCUUCCUGCCCUGGCUGCCCAGCCGCCCAGCCUCCUAUGCAAGUAGGCACAGUUCCUUUAGCCGCAGUUUCGGAGGACGGAGCCAGGCAGCGGCACUCUUAGCUGCCACAGUGCCUGAGCAACGGACAGUGACGCUCGAUGUGGAUGUGAAUAACCGCACAGACCGCUUGGAGUGGUGCAGUUGUUAUUACCACGGCAACUUCUCCCUCAACGCGGCCUUCGAAAUCAAGUUGCACUGGAUGGCGGUGACUGCAGCUGUUCUUUUUGAGAUGGUUCAGGGCUGGCAUCGGAAAGCCACGUCCUGUGGUUUCUUGCUUGUUCCGGUCUUGGAAGGCCCGUUUGCACUGCCCAGUUACUUAUACGGGGACCCACUUCGAGCCCAGUUGUUCAUCCCACUCAACGUUAGCUGCUUGUUGAAGGAGGGUAGUGAGCAUUUGUUUGAUGGCUUUGAACCAGAAACAUACUGGGACCGGAUGCAUCUCCUUCAGGAAGCGAUAGCGUACAGAUUUGGAUUUGUGCAAGAUAAAUACUCGGCCUCUGCAUUCAACUUCCCAGCUGAGAACAAACCCCAGUACAUUCAUGUCACAGGGACGGUGUUUCUGCAGCUACCGUAUUCCAAGCGGAAGUUUUCCUGUGGGCAGCAGCGACGUCGGCGCAACUCCACGAGCUCCAGCAACCAGAACAUGUUUUGUGAAGAGCGCAUUGGCUACAACUGGGCCUACAACACCAUGCUGACGAAAACAUGGCGGUCCAGUGCCACUGGGGAUGAGAAGUUUGCCGAUCGGCUGCUGAAAGACUUCACAGACUUCUGCUGGAAUAAAGACAGCCGGCUAGUGACGUUUUGGACUGAUUGUCUAGAUAAGAUGCAUGCUAGUGCUCCGUGACGUAGGGUUGUAUCUCACAGAGAGACAGCUAGAAGCUUUACCUUGUGGCAAGGAAGUAGAGGUGAAGGAUGACUGGAAAAGAGCCUCUCUGUGGGACCCAUCUUGAGGCUCUGGGAGGACCUGAUCGAUAUUGCUGUUGAUGUUCAACAGAAGUUGAUUAAGGCCUUGGAAAAGGAAUCUGAGCUUUUGGCUAGCCAAUAUCUCCUGACCUCAGCUUGGUUUCAAGUAGCUGCAGUCCUCGAUUGCCAAAUCUUCAUUUAGAGCAGAGCUGAAGGAGGACGAGGGCGAAUGGUGGUGUUCCAGGGCAGUUAGAUUCAGCACAGGGUGUGAUGGCAGCAGCUUUACCAUCACUGGAAAUGGGGGAUCCGAUGUGCCUGACAGCAGCCUGCCUCUCCCUUUUGAGGUAUACUGGGUCGUGUGAAUAUGUAAAAUAAAUUGAUAGUUGCUUGUUAAAUUUCACACAUGUAAAUAAGUAAAAAAAGCAGAAAAUAAAGCAAGCUGCUGUUUUGUUGUAACUCCAGACAGCAAUAUGGAAUUGGGGAGUGAAGGAGGAUAAUUGCCAAAAGGAAAUGCUGCUUCUGAUGUCCAGCAUGAUGGUAAAAUACACAAAGUUCAGUGGUGGGGCUUUGUUCUUUAAGUACCCAAGACUAGCUCUGGAUCUAGAGCAGUGGCGUGCAAAAGGAGCAAGAAGCCAGUUACUGUCCUGUGAGGCCUAAGGAGAAACCAAGGGCAGCUGAACACGAGGGGAACGAGGAACACUGUGAGCAGAGUUUUAAGUUACAUCUGCAUGCAGCAAAAUGAAGAUACCUGCCCUCAAGUAUGUAGUGUCUGUGUCUGCAGAGCAAGCUCGAGAGUGGCACAGGGACCUGGCGUGAGGUGGUUAUUUCAGGGGGGCUCAGGACCUGCACCUGGCAGUGCUGUGAGGGGGGAGGAUCUCUCUGGCUGCCAGGUGGCUAUGAUCGAUGUUUGUAGGUUGCUAGAUAAGAGAGAAUUUGUGAUCAGCUGAGUUAUGCCUAAUUGCUGCAGCUGUGAGAUUCUUAGACGUGGCAAAUCACCGGGGUAGCUGCUAACGAGGUGAGAAGGGUAUAUAAAGCCUUGCUUGGGCUUAAUGAGAGGGCAGUCCUUAGAGCACUCAAGCGGUUAGGUAGCUACAAAUGUCUGUCCUUGAUGAACUGAGGUCAGCAGAGAGCUGGCGCCUUCACGGGGGUGUUCAGACCUAAGGCAAGGAGAAUCUUAGCUACUUCAGUUUUAUCCCCGGGUGAUCUUUUAUUGACCAGUGCCCACCUAGAAACGGAGGGUUUGAGCUGCUUGCCUCUUCAUUUGGCUCAUUUGAGCGUGCCAGAAGGAUCAGAUCAGAGAGAGUCAGUCAUAGAGGUUGGAAAAGACCUCUAAGCUCAUCCAAUGCAAGCAUCAGCCCAACCCCACUGUGCCUACUAAGCCCUGGCCCUAAGUGCCACAUGUGCUUGCUUUUCGAACCCCUCCAGGAGUGAAGACUCCACCACUGUCCCGCACAGCCUCUGCCAGGGCUUCACCAUUUUCAGUAGAGAAAUUUUCCCCAAUAUCCAAUCUAAACCUGCGCUGGUGCAGUGUGGGGCCAUUUCUUCUCAUCAUUUGGGAGAAGAGCCCAGCAGUCGAGAGCGAUGAGGUGUCCCCUCACCUCUUCUCCAGGCUAUAGAGGCCAAGAUGAUCCCUCACCGCUCUCAGGACCCCCGUUCUCCAGCUCCGUUCCCCUCUCCGGACACCCUCAGCCCCUCCGCGCGGUCGGCCCCCGCUCGCAGGGGCGGGCGCUGGGCAGGGCCGGGGCAGCGGCGCCGCGAGGGACGAGCGGGGUCUGCGCUCCAGGUAAACCACAGGUUUUCCACCUUUUUUCCCCGGCGCAGGGGUUGGGGUUUGACCCCCGGGCACCGGGGCGGAGGGGUCUGGUUUUCCAAGGCGAAAUGAUUGAAAAGCACGGGUUUCAGUUACUCUU
Molecule: messenger RNA, 7068 nt
Organism: Cuculus canorus (common cuckoo)
Lineage: Eukaryota; Metazoa; Chordata; Aves; Cuculiformes; Cuculidae
Gene: DEPDC5
Product: DEP domain containing 5, GATOR1 subcomplex subunit
Exons: 43
Coding region: 291-5099 (1602 amino acids)
Biological process (GO): intracellular signal transduction; positive regulation of autophagy; negative regulation of TORC1 signaling
Cellular component (GO): lysosomal membrane; GATOR1 complex
Molecular function (GO): GTPase activator activity
Source: RefSeq, a predicted model, not a curated record